Molecule: messenger RNA, 2033 nt
Organism: Papilio polytes (common Mormon)
Lineage: Eukaryota; Metazoa; Arthropoda; Insecta; Lepidoptera; Papilionidae
Gene: nAChRa5
Product: neuronal acetylcholine receptor subunit alpha-10-like
Exons: 11
Coding region: 319-1911 (530 amino acids)
Biological process (GO): regulation of membrane potential; signal transduction; chemical synaptic transmission
Cellular component (GO): postsynaptic membrane; neuron projection; synapse
Molecular function (GO): acetylcholine-gated monoatomic cation-selective channel activity; transmembrane signaling receptor activity
Source: RefSeq, a predicted model, not a curated record
GGCCGCCGCACGGCUGUCUGCUCCCCGAAUAUCACUCACGUCGUUAAUCACAUUUUACGGAUGUUAUAAAAACUUUAUUGUGUAAAUCUUUUUUCUUGCUGCCUCAUCGAGAAAUUUUUCUGAUAUUUAUUUCUUAGAUGUAAUAAAAGUUUGUGUAGAGAAUUACUUUGUAUUUUAUGUAUAAAAUAAUUAUGAUUACAAGUACAAAUGUGGUUGUAACUGUGAAGAGUUAAGAUGUUGAUUGAAUAUUCUCAAAUUUGCUCUAAUUCCGAAAGUUAUGUUGCUUAAUUUAAAUAAAAGUUGCGUGAAGUGAUUGAAAUGUUGAGAUCAGUUAUGUUACGGCGUUGCAUUUGGAUGAUUUUAUCAUUUUAUUUGAAAGGUACAUGUGGGUGUGACGAAGAGUACAAAUUGAUUCGACAUCUGAUGCAGAAAUACGACGCAUCAGUGCGGCCAGUGGAAAACUCUUCACAGCCCUUGCUGGUGACAUUUGGUGUGUCGCUGCACCACAUUAUAGAUGUGGAAGAAAAAGAUCAACUUCUCACCACUAAUUGCUGGAUCACUCAGAUCUGGACGGAUUAUCAUCUGAGAUGGAACACCAGCGAUUUCGAUGGUAUCAGUGUUAUUAGAAUACCUUACGAAAGAGUAUGGAGGCCUGAUAUUAUUUUAUAUAAUAAUGCUGACCCCAAUUAUAAAUCGGCGGUCAUCAACACUAAUGUCAUAGUGAAGCAUACAGGCGAGGUGACAUGGCUAAGUCACGGCAUUUACGUCUCGGUUUGUGACAUCAAUGUUGAGCAGUUCCCAUUCGAUAUCCAGCUGUGCACUAUGAAAUGGGCUUCGUGGACAUAUGACGGUUUUCAGUUGGACUUAAUAAAACAAUUUGACGAAGGCGAUACAACGAACUAUCAAACGAACGGUGAAUUUGAUUUGGUGAGCUUUGAAGCGAUCAGACACGAUCAGUACUAUUCGUGCUGCGUCGAGCCUUACCCGGACAUAACGUAUGUAAUCAAACUGCGAAGGAGACCAAUGUUCUAUGUAUUCAAUCUAAUAUUACCAUGCCUUCUAAUAAAUGGAAUCGCCCUUCUAGUAUUUUAUGUGCCAUCCGAAUCCGGAGAGAAAGUGACUUUAGGAAUAAGCGCAUUGCUUUCAAUGACUGUAUUCCUCAUGACUAUACGGGAUACAUUACCACCUACGGAAAAGACGCCAUUAAUAAGUCUUUACUACGGCGUCAGUACGUGUUUGGUUUCAUUCUCGGCAUCGCUCUCAGUGGUAACUCUUAACAUAUCUUACAGAGGAGUGAGAGGGCAGCCGGUGCCGGCGGCGCUGCGCGAGCUGGUGCUGCAGCGCCUCGCGCGCCUGCUCUUCAUCAACUUUGACACCGAUACCAAGGGCGACAGUCCCCCUGCAGUGGCGUGCGUGCAAGUGAACCCGCGCACGGGCUCGCGGCUCAAGUCGGAGGCGCACUGCGAGCGCUGCGAGACCUGCCACGCCUGCCACGGCUGCCACGGCUGCCACGGUUGCGACGGUUCGCCCGCACCCCCGGGAUCAGCCUCGCCGCGCUUUCCACGCCCAAACAUAAACCAUCUAAGUCGUACGGGUCCGGUAGUAAACUCCCCGUCAAGCCCACCGCUGGGGGUCGAGAUGUGCGGGGGCGCGGCAGGUGGCGCUGGUGCGUGCGCGCGAUGCGUUUGCUGCUGCACGCUGCGCGACGCCGCCGCGCGCCACGAGCAGCGCGUCGCCGCCAACGAGCGCCUCGAGCGAGCCAACCUCGAGUGGAAACAGGUCGCUGUAGUCGCCGACCGAGCAUUACUCGCCGUGUUCGUGUUGGUGACAACCAUAGCUACGGCGGCCAUUUUGUUACCCCAGCUGCAGAAUCUACAUGUAGGCAAUACGCCUCUCAAACCACCCACCUAGGUUAUUUCAUUAUUGUAAAAUAGAAUUAAAACCAAAGAAAACAUGUAUUUUCUACCAUUUCUUGAUCUCAGUUAUUAUAUGCUUUAAGAUUUAUUUAUCGUUAGGGUAAAGUUUUGUUUCUA